AUGGCACCAUCUUUGUAUUCAUUUUCCUCAGAAACUCUCGCUGACUUGCAGAAGUUUCGUUUCAAAAGCGCAAGAGCUUCAGAAAUGCAAGCACUUGUGUAUGAAAUAGACAAGGAAUCGUAUGACGUCAGAAAGGAAGAUGACACAGUAUAUACCAACGUUGAAGAUCUCAUAGAAGAACUCCCCGAUAAUAGUGCUCGAUUCAUCGUAUUGUCAUACCCUUUUAAGACUGCUGACGGUAGAUUGAAGUCUCCCUUAGUGUUGAUCUACUGGAGACCUCCAACCUGUGGACAAUCAAGUAAGAUGUUGUAUGCAGGAGCAGUAGAAUUAUUCAGAGAUAAGGCAUCAGUAUCAAAGCUUAUAGAGAUAGAGGAAGAGGAAGAGUUUGAAGAUUUAGAAAAGCUUCUCCUCUAA
Dujonia railenensis is the source of this 414-nucleotide messenger RNA. The record is from the annotation of a GenBank genome assembly. NCBI's taxonomy places the organism in Eukaryota, Fungi, Ascomycota, Pichiomycetes, Serinales, Debaryomycetaceae.